AUGGCCGCCGUGCUCGUGGAGUCCAUGAAGGAGCUGACUCUGAAGGAACCCGAGGCUGUGCAAGAGCAGACCUCUUUGGUGCAGUUCAAGGUCUCCGGCCUGGGCUCCUUCGAGUUGGAGUUGGACCUCACCACGGCCGUCCGCGACGUCAAGAAGAUGGCCACGGAGGCAUGCAACAUCGAGCCUGAGCACAUGCGUCUCAUCUACAACGACAGGCAGCUCAAGGAUGCCGACACCCUCGAGCUCUACAACACCGAGGACAGCACCCCGAUCCAGAUCCUCUUCACUGCGGGCCACGUGGCCAUGGUGGGAGGCGUUGGCGGCACUGGUGGUGGCCCCCGUGGUGGCCAUGGCGCGAAGCAGCAGAGGAACCCCUUCUCCACGCCGGUACGCGGCCUUCCGGGCUCCAAGGGCCUCCGCAGCUCUCGCGUCUCGGGCCGCCCAGGCGGCAUGGCUCUGAUCCGAAAGUACGGCAUCAUGAUGAAGCGCCAGGAGUUCCGUGAGAAGGCCCAGGAGAUUGGCUUCAUCAAGUACCGCUGA
Messenger RNA from Symbiodinium sp. CCMP2456, 540 nucleotides. NCBI's taxonomy places the organism in Eukaryota, Dinophyceae, Suessiales, Symbiodiniaceae. The record is from the annotation of a GenBank genome assembly.